Trichoplusia ni (cabbage looper) is the source of this 7978-nucleotide messenger RNA. It is a transcript of the gene fne, whose product is annotated as ELAV-like protein 1. Lineage: Eukaryota; Metazoa; Arthropoda; Insecta; Lepidoptera; Noctuidae. The transcript has a single exon. The record is from RefSeq and is a predicted model, not a curated record. Gene Ontology annotation, cellular component: ribonucleoprotein complex. The coding region runs from base 396 to 1526 and encodes 376 amino acids. Gene Ontology annotation, molecular function: RNA binding.
UACAUAAAAAUGUGCCACGCGAUCAAAAAUUUAUAAAAAUUAUUAAUUUGACAGUAGCUAAAUAUCCAAACACGUGCGAAUUAAUUAAUCUUCGAUUAAAGUUGGACGAAUAACGGAAAUAAAUGAAGUGAACUGUAAUAAUUUAUCCACUAGUUGCAUUUCAUUAUCAAACUUGUAUGCCGAAACCUAUUACCUGGUAACAUUCCAAAAACAAACUUGUUCGUGUGACGAUGAACUUGUGAACCGGCGUCGCUGUGGCAGUUUAGUGUGACUGGGACUUUUUGUGUUCGUUCUUUGUUCGUUAUACAUGUCGCAAAUGAAGUAAACAAGUAUUUAUAGUGUGAGUUUUAUUAGCAUUUUUGUUUCUGUAGUGUAGUUUUUACAAUAAAAGAACAAUGAUAAAAAACGAAAUGGAGAAUGGCGGCGGCGACGCCAACAAUGUGUCACCGACCAAACUCAUGGUCAAUUACAUACCCGAACUGAUGACGCGCGACAUGAUGUACGCGCUCUUUUCCGCCAUGGGCAAGAUAGAGAGUUGCAAGCUAAUUGCGAACCGGGGGUAUGGCUUCGUCGAGUAUGAAAAACACGAGGAUGCAGAGAAGGCGCGGGCGGCGUUCAACGGCCUCCUGAUGCAAGGCAAGACUCUGAAAGUGUCUUUUGCUCUUCUCAACCCCGAGAAUAAGGUCAGCCACAAACCUGACACGGAAUCUAAUCUAUACAUUAGCAAUCUACCUCCAGAUAUGACGUUAGAACGUCUAAAUACUUUAUUCAGUCAGUUCGGUGUGAUUACGAACAGUCGUGUGUCACAAGGCAUUGGGUUCGUAUGUUACGAGACGCGGCCGCAGGCCGAAGAGGCGAUAAAACACAUGAACGGCCAGUCACCGAUACCGGCUGCAGGCGCUAUCGUUGUCAAAUUCGCGAACAAGCCCAACGCAAAUAAAAACGCGCCUCGGCCGGCUCCUCGCGUCGGGGUAAACGCUGCGCCGCUGGCGUACAACGGCGCCCCCGCCGUGUUCAACGGCACCACGCCUGCCGCCUUCAACGGCACCAACCUCAGCGCGGCGUUCGGUGCGCGGCCGGCUGCUUUUGCUCCUGGUUUUCCACAGGCCUCCCCGCCGCCGCUGCUACCGUCGCCUGGCAAGGCCCUGCCCUUCAUUAACAAGGGCCAGCAGAGGUUCAACCCCAUGGCAGCCACCAACCACUCGCCGCUGCCCCUGCUGGGCGCGCCCGCCAGCCCCGUGCCGCUGCUGGGCGCGGCGCCCGCCGCCCACCAGACCACAGUGUAUGUAUACAACAUCGGUGAGGACACAGAGGAGCUGGCUCUCUGGCAACUCUUUGGUCCCUAUGGUGCAAUUGACUCCAUAAAAGUGAUUAAGGACCCCGAGACAAAGAAAAACAAAGGUUUUGCUUUUGUGAACAUGCGUGAGUAUGAUGAGGCGGCUAUGGCCAUCCAAGCACUCAACGGAUACACGCUCAACGGACAGGUUCUAUCGGUUAGCUUUAAGACUCAGAAGAGAAAUAAUUAAAUGUGUACGGACGUUAUAAACGCCGUUACUUUUGUGAUCGUUCCCAGGCCGAAUGCUUAAGAAAGAUUUUCAUUCCAAUUUCAGAUUAUUUUUGUAGACGGAAAGCGAGAUCCUAUAUGUGCAUUUCAAAUUAGUCACAUAAGUAUUUUUGUAAGAUUUAACAUAGUUUUAUAUUCGCGAGAGCGCGACAUGACUAUUUGUGAGUUUAGUUGGCUUGACAGUAUCAUAUAUGUGUACACUUUUAUCAUAUGCUAUGGUAUUAUAUUAUUGGACUAUAUAUGGACCUGUCGCACUAUGUAUAUCUGCCGCGGGCGCCUGGGCGCGCCCCGCCUCCGCUAAUGCCGCCCCGGCGCCCGACAAUAACCCUCCAGGUAUUUUAUUUUGUGUAAAACAAAACAUUGUAUGUUUUUUAAUCUUUAAUAAAUUUCAUGUUUAAAUAGCGUUUAUUGUAUAUUUCUCUAUUUUUUUUUUCUAUAUACUUAUCCCCGCCCUGUCGUGUCCUUUAUUUACUUACAUAAUAUACAUAAUAAUACUUAAUAAUAUAAUUAUUAUUUGUGGCAGUAGUUUAACUUGUACAUAAUAUAUACAUGUGUGUAUUGUCUGUCGGCGGCAGGUCGGCUGUGUAAAACCGCUUAAAUAUUGCAUGUUGUGUAGUGAGAGAUCAGAAAUAAGUUUUUAUUUGUUUAUGUUACCUCAAGGUUUAUGGCUCCCGUUAUUGUUUUAUCUCGUCAUUAGUUACUUAUUCAAUAUUAUUUUUGGCGCAAUCGCAAGUCAGGCCUUCUAAUUUCUAAAAUGUGAAUUAUUUAUUUUUUUAUACCGUCAUGGACGAACAGUGAGCUUUAAUCUCUUUUACAUUGUUAAGGCUUCGAGUCAGUCCAUUAGGGUAGAGUAGGUAGGCGUACAGAGCGCGAGCUGGCGCGCUCCGCAGGAUAACCAUUAUCUUCGGGAACGCGUUACAGCAUAGGAAGCCGAUAAGAUAAUACUGAAUGCCUACAGUGAAGUGGUCCAAACUGAUUUAUCUACUCAAUGUAACUGCCACAACUUAGAGACUAAAAGCACUAGGUGCCUAUCCCUCCGUGCCUCUUACUUGGGACAGUUAUGUACCAAACAACAGUUUUAGGAGAGAAAGUAGGAAGUAAGUAUAACGCCGUGACUUCUACAUGGUGAGUAAUAACGUAUUCAUUAAAAACUAAUUCUAGUCCGCUAGGGAUAGCUUAGCGUGUUGUUUCAAGUUGUAUCGAUACUAUUGUAGUUACAUGUGGUUUGUGUUCUGUUAUCACAUUUUGGGUAGGUACUAGUUAUCCAUCAGCUAUAAAUUGUUAAGUUUUACGCCGUUUCUUGCGAUAAAUCCUAAGUUGUAAAAUAAGAAAUACUAUUAACCGCGACACGUGAGUUACCUUGAACGCCCAAAGUGGUCGGUAGCGCUGUAAUCGUCAAAGACGCAAAUUCGAAAUAAUUCUCCGAAGACCGAUGGCUGCCUCAAUUGGUCGGAGUAUCAAUGAACGCCCCCAUGACUCAUACGUCCCCAACUUCUAAAAUAAAGCAACUGUAUUUUGCAUACCGGUGCAACGAAAUUGUAUCUUUGGCCGUUAAAAAUUUUAGACCUCGUUUCAUAAAUAUCGGGACAAAAAAUGCGUAUAAAUUUAGCAUCUGCUUUCUUUCUUAUCCCAGGUAUUUAAUGCCUGAGGUAUUUGCCAAAAUGAUUUGGCCGUUUAACGUUUAAUUAUUGCUAUUUCCGUUGGAUUCAAUGCGCUCUAAAAUGUAGUUAAUGUUUCUUAACGUUCCGUAUGAAAGUACAAGUAGCCGUGUUACCAAAACAUAGCGAAGAAUGCUGUUGUUGAGGUAAUCAGAGAUUAAAAAUAAUGACUGCUGACAACGAUCAGUAAGUUUGGAUCGCUGUAACACGCAUAUUGUUUUACGCAUGACGUAACUGUAGUUUGCAAAGAUAACUCGGUCCAAUGCUCUGAUAAAUUAAAGCUUACUAAACUCGACGGGUAAGUGGUCUAUUGAUGUAUGCAUCAUACUGUAUGAUACUGAUGUAUGGAUUGUACUGACCACGUAGCAAUUCCCGUCAUUUUUCCUGUUUAUUGACGUGACCAUAAGAUAAAGUAUGAAACUUACGAAUGACCAUAUUUUAGCAUGAUCGAAUAAAUUAUCUUGGAUGCCAAAAAGACGAUAAAUCGUUAAAUAUAAUGCCCAAUUUCACGCGUCGUUCACGAACGAGUAGUUAAUAGUUGUAGAAUAAUAAAUAUGCGUAAUGAUGUCUAUUGAAGACGCUGUCGGACAGUAGUCGUCCUUGCCUAAAAUAGAUUCGCUCAAAAGUCCUGCCUGGCUAGAUCCUGCCUUGAAUCAUAAUAACCCUUAGAGGAUAAAAAUACGUAGUCUGCGACGUCAACGAAAUGAACUAAAUCGAUACGCCUAGUACUAUAGGUAUACUUAGGUCUUUGUUUCGCCGUCAUGUUUUCAUAAAAUAAAACUGUGUGAGUGGAAAUAUCUCGCGGCGCAUGUGAGCAAACUCUCGGUCAAUGAGUUUAGGACUCGCCGUCCUUUCAAGGGCAAAAUACAAAUAAAUAUUUACUUGAAGAUUCGACGACCUUUUUCCCAUGUCUGACGCCAGACUAGUCCGAGACCUGCGUCGGUUAUAUGUAAAUCUUGAAAUAUGACUUGUAUUUCUAGAUUUCAAUGUCAUAUAAAUAUCUAUUUUGGCGUUGGAGGCUUUAAUAAGGAUUUUAUACAUAUUUUAAUGCGUGCUGUUCAAGACGUAGACACGUAGUCCCGUCUGAGAGUGAUUUAUUGUAAGAAAAAAUUAUGGGAGAUGUAAUGAUGCGUUUGAGUUAUGAAGUCGAUGGCCGUAAAUACUUGGAGCAUAUAAAUAACGCUACGUCGGGCGAUACGUAUAAAGAUGUGUUGAUGAUGAUCCUGCAGUAAAUUGCGAAUCACGUAUAAUAAAAAAUAAACAAACCAUUUUUAUUUGUAAAUGAUAGAUAGUAUCUAAUAAUAUACAGAAUAUGAAGAGUUAUUAGCACAUAUUUGUUGAACUAUAAAUAAUUUUAAGUAAGGUUGAGAACCGUGAUGAGAUGCAUGUUCUUUAUUUAUUUGUGUUUGUAGUUUGAGAGUUGUGUGACUAUAUUCCGUAGUUAGAAUGCUUCAUAAUAUCCCUAUUUUAUAUUAUAUAUAUCAGCUUUAUAAUAACUGCUAUAGGGCAUCCAUUGAAAAAGUACGAAACGUGCAAAAAGUUAUGUCCGUGUCGAAUUGUGAUCAAUAUUAAUUAAUUUUCGCUUUUGUUAUCACGUGUUCAUACCGCGAUAGAAUCGACUGUAUAUAACGCUCAAGUUAUAUCAUCAACUAAAAUCGUGCACGCAAUAGUUAACACAUAGACUCAUAACAGGUCCACUGUCGUGUGAAGAGAAUUCCAUAGAAUUCGAGCGUAUCGAAAUUUUACAAAUAUUACGUUUUUGUAAAUUCUUGUUUUAGGGUAUUGUAACGUAAUAAUCCCUUUACGAGGGGUGGUGACCGCAGCGGCGCACGCCCUUCGCUUGCCAGCUAGGUUCAAGGAUUCCCAAUGAGUCAGUUCGAAAACAAUUGUUUGGAACGAGUAUAUGCUAGAAAUGAUACGCGGUCAUGCAUUUACUUAAAAAACUGAGUACGCACGUUUUUCUACGCCCUAAAAGUUUAGCGCACAGGUUCUAUAUUGAUGAGUCUUCUGCUUAACAGCUAUACAAGUUUUUUCCUCCAUGAAAUGGUACAAUCGGUUCAAUGUUUAUGAACGCGCGCCUAUAGCUCUAAAUUCGUCGAAUACCCUCGCUACUAAGUAAUCCAAAUACUAUUCUUACAAUCAUAUCACGCUACAGAAUCCUUUGUUUGCAUUAUAAGUCUUCGCUAUUACUUUCCGUGGUUACAAUUUAUCUCAAUACACCUCGACGCUUGUCUAGUUAAUCUCAUUGAUUGCUUUAGUUUCGCUUUUCUGUCUGAAGAUUUCAUUUGUUAGACUGAAUGUCGAAUGAAUAAAAACUGUCUUCAGCGUGUGCACAAGCCCUGCGUUAUGGCAUUCAAAAUAUACGAAGACGCGUUUGCAAUUAUGAUCAUUCUGUAUCUAUCAAGCUUCUGGAUAUUUACAUGUUAUGACGUGUUCUCUGUUCCCGUUAUCCGAGAUUUAUGGCGGCGGAAGCUGUGUUGUGGGUACAAGUCACGACUUCACCAAAAUAGACUGCAGGCCCUAAACAAUAAACGGCUAAUUAUUAUUAAAGUAUUUUAAUAUUUUUAAUGUCAGUACUCGUGGACAAAUCAAGACGUUCAUGUCAUAUGACUUAAUUAGUGAUAAGUAGCUUUGAAUGUUCACAAAAAUAAUGUAGAACUGUAUGAGCAUAAAGUUAAAAGGUCAAGGUUACCGACGCGUUUCUCGAAAGUCAUACAAAAUACGCGAUACCAAGCAUCAAAUAUUAAAACAUUCAGAUUCGCAAACGAGAUUUUAAUUGUAAAAUAGAGCGGGUAUGGGAAGACCGGUUUUAGAUCGUGUUGAAACUACAAUACUGACGAUAAAAAUAAAUAUACUCAUUGAUAUUCUGAAGCUGAAAUGUAAGCAGCCGUUGUGAGGAUUUACGUGCAAAAUGUGUGUUUAGGUGUUCAUUAUUAUUACCUAAGCUCGUUAGAAGCAAAUACAGAUUGCAAUUAUAGAAAUAGGCAACCGCCAUGAGCAGAAUUUCAAGCGUCAGGAAGAUAUUACACUCUGCCAAGAAUACUUUAUAGACCCUGUUAAGUGCGGAAGCUAUAGAAAAUUUAUGUCAGCGUUAAAUACUUCUAAAGAGAGCAGAAAUGUUUAUGUUCAUACAGAGAAAGUACCAUUUUGGUUCCGAGGGAGUUGGACUAAUUAAAUUGGCAAUUUGCCACGUGCAUGACUAACAAGACGACAGGUUUUGGAUGGCAGGACCCCUUCACAUAAAAAAAUGCUUUUAACGAAAAAAGUAGGUAAUUACUCCUUGUUAACUGAAAGCAUGUUUCUUUAUCGUUGUGACAUGCAAACAGGAUUUUACGACUAGGAAUAGUAAUUAUUGUUUUGUUGAUAAAUUUGCAUAUUUUGAAGGUGCGAUAGCACUUUUGUUGAGAAUGUUGCAGAUUUUGAGAUCGCGUUAUUAUUAAGAUUAUUGCCUCCUAACUUUUAAGACAAACAUGAGUUGCUUUGAAUGUCAGCCUUCGAGGUCGCUAUGAAUAUUGUGUGCACGUUUUUUACGACUUAUUAUUUAGAUGAAGUAUUUAUGCUAACAUCCUGUACGUAAGAUAAAUAGCAUCCCGUAGGAAAGAUAAGUGUUAAUUUGUAAUGUUACAACAAAUAUAACUCAAUAGACUGACUGCACAAGAAAAUCUGGUUCUGAGACCACUACUGAAAAAAAAAAGUCUUAAUGAACGUUAUAGUUUGCUGAGCUGAGUGGUAGGAAACCGAAUAAAACAUCACAAGUUCAAAGGAACUUAAUUAGGAACUUGCAAAACACGUCUGUAUGUCCUUAGAAUCGGAAGCGAGGACUUAAACGAGGGAUAAAUAUAGCUUGAGUGGUAAAGAUGGACUUUCCCUUCUAAGGACAGUAUCGCCAAGUUCAUUCCACUAGUCAAAUAGACUCACUUCUCUAGAGAUAAGACGAAAUAGAGAUUUAAAGAAUGUAGGGACAUAUGAUUGUGAUAUUUCUGGUAAAACCCAGUAAUUAGACAUAAGAACCUUGGUUCGAAACCUUAAUUAAAUUCGUAAUGGAUUAUUGUCACAGGGUGAAUUUUUAUACGAAUGAUUUUUGAUGAGAUGAAUGAAUUCUCCACCCUGUGUAAUUGAUGGAACAUAGUUCUUGUAUUUCUAAGGCAAUUUUGAGGUAUAAUUUAAAAAAUUAUCCAACUAUGUAUCAGAAUUAUUUUACAUUUUUAUAAUGUUCGUGACUAGCGAAGCUAGUAAUGGCACUUUUAUACAAAUUGAUUCGUUUGUUUAAAUAAUGUGUCAGACGUAUGAUCUACAGCGCGAUAAAUAUUUAUAAAGUUAGACUGAGAUAUACUGUAACAAGGAGAAAAUUACGCAAGUGCCGUGAGAAAUUAACUGUCGAGAGAUUUCCCGUCUAUUGUAUGCUUAGAGAGAAUGUACGAUCGAUUUGUCUAAAGUGCUCUUCACUAACUUGCUUUAUCUCCAGUCUCGUCUUACCACGGAAACGAUUGUAAAGUAUUCUGUCUACUAGGACGUACCACUACUUGCCCAUAGGCUUACGAAGUGAACAAUAAAAUGCUAUUUAUAAAUGGGCCACUGCCGCACUACACACAACUGUAUUUUUUGAUGAAUUUGUUUUCAGAUACCUCUCGGUGGACAGAAUCGUUUAUUUUGUAAAUAAUUAGCUUAUAAGAGCACUAUUUACGUUAUAAGUAUAUUUUUACAUGGCACUGACAUAGUAUUUUAGUUAUGCAGUAUUGAAUAAAUUGUUUUUAUA